Messenger RNA from Epinephelus lanceolatus (giant grouper), 2097 nucleotides. RefSeq names its product tetratricopeptide repeat domain 8 (gene ttc8). Gene Ontology annotation, molecular function: protein binding. Gene Ontology annotation, biological process: non-motile cilium assembly. The record is from RefSeq and is a predicted model, not a curated record. Gene Ontology annotation, cellular component: BBSome; ciliary basal body; non-motile cilium. NCBI's taxonomy places the organism in Eukaryota, Metazoa, Chordata, Actinopteri, Perciformes, Serranidae.
GCUUCGGUCUCGCCAUCAUUCCAGUUUUGCUAAAUAGCUUGGUAGCCGAUUUUUUAACACCUAUUUUUCCCCACCAGAGCAAUGGAGGUGACGAUGGACCCUUUGUUUCUGGCCUGGAGCUAUUUCAGGAGGCGAAAACUCCAACAAUGUUCAGAUAUUUGCACAAAAAUAUUACAAGACAACCCGUACGACCAGGACUCCUCCUUACCUAUCUCAGAGGCUGCAUGGAGCUUGAAAACCCGUGCUCUUACAGAGAUGGUAUACAUAGAUGAAGUUGAGGUCGACCAGGAGGGGAUUGCUGAGAUGAUGCUGGAUGAGAGCUCAAUUGCUCAAGUUGCACGACCUGGAACAUCACUGAGGCUCCCUGGAACAAGUCAGGGUGGAGGUCCCACAGCGGCUGUCAGGCCUAUGACACAAUCAGGGCGUCCCAUCACAGGAUUUGUAAGACCCAGCACACAAUCAGGGCGUCCUGGGACAAUGGAGCAGGCCAUCAAGACCCCACGCACUGCAAGCACUGCUCGUCCUGUCACUAGCGCCUCUGGCAGAUUUAUCCGUCUGGGAACUGCUUCAAUGUUAACCAAUCCAGAAGGACCAUUUAUAAACUUGUCGAGACUAAAUCUGGCCAAGUAUUCCCAAAAGCCCAAUCUAUCCAGGACACUGUUUGAGUACAUCUUCCAUCACGAAAAUGAUGUAAAAAAUGCUUUAGAUCUGGCUGCUCAAGCUACUGAACAUGCUCAAUUCAAAGACUGGUGGUGGAAAGUUCAGUUGGGGAAAUGCUACUACAGGCUUGGUUUAUAUCGAGAAGCAGAAAAACAGUUUAGAUCAGCUCUCAACCACCAAGAGGUGGUGGAUACAUAUCUCUACCUUGCAAAGGUAUAUCAACGUCUGGAUCAACCAAUAACCGCUCUCAACCUUUUCAAGCAAGGCCUUGACCACUUUCCUGGUGAGGUUACUCUGCUAACAGGAAUUGCUCGCAUACAUGAGGAGAUGAACAACAUCUCAUCAGCCACAGAGUAUUACAAAGAUGUCCUGAAGCAGGACAACACUCAUGUGGAGGCCAUAGCCUGUAUAGGCAGCAAUCACUUCUACACCGAUCAACCCGAGAUCGCCCUGCGCUUCUACAGACGGCUACUCCAGAUGGGGGUGUAUAACUGCCAGCUGUACAACAACCUGGGCUUGUGCUGCUUUUACGCCCAGCAGUACGACAUGACUCUGUCCUCAUUUGAGAGGGCUCUGGCCCUGGUGGCCAAUGAUGAAGAGCAGGCUGAUGUAUGGUACAACAUAGGUCACGUGGCUGUGGGCAUAGGGGACUUGACACUGGCCUACCAGUGUUUUAAACUGGCUUUAGCUUUUAAUAAUGACCAUGCUGAGGCCUACAACAACCUGGCUGUGCUGGAGCUGCGCAAAGGUCGCAUCGAACAGUCUAAAGCCUUCCUGCAGACUGCUGCAUCACUGGCCCCUCACAUGUAUGAGCCACACUUCAAUUUCUCCAUUCUCUGUGAAAAGAUUGGAGACCUUCAAAGCAGCUACACUGCCGCCCAAAAGUCUGAGGACUCCUUUCCAGAGCACGUCGACACUCAGCAGCUUCUUAAACAACUUCGGCAGCACUUUGCAGUUCUGUGAGCGUCCGACCAGCAUGCAGAGGAAGCACAGCGUGGUUUGAAUAAUGUAGGUGUCAAAGAUAGGAGUUGUUGGGCUGCAGUUAUCACCAUCAGGCUUCAGAACAAAAGUUACUACGAAUGUCACGUUAGUCAGACAUGGAUGUCAAAGAAUGGACAUAGGGUUUGGUUGAUGUUUAUUUAUCAAAUGGUGUGUAGUCACUAGAUUGACAGUUUAUCAGGUACACCAGUGUUGUUGAAUUCUAUUGUAGGUAGCUCUCUGUGUUGCAUUUUCAUAUCCUCCUGAGACCCAAACUUUUGUUUGGUAUGCAUUUUUAAUUUCUCCUCACUAUUUAGGAUCAGUAGGACCUAAUUAGUAUAAAAAACUAAACACUCAAUGAUAAUUAAGUCUUAAUGUCUUCAAACAAGUACUUCCUAAUUAACAGCCUUUUAUCUUGUUACUGUUACUAAAAUUGGUCAAAUUUGUUGCCAUGUCAAA